Molecule: messenger RNA, 3949 nt
Organism: Cuscuta epithymum
Lineage: Eukaryota; Viridiplantae; Streptophyta; Magnoliopsida; Solanales; Convolvulaceae
Source: the annotation of a GenBank genome assembly
CGUAGAAAAAGUUAAAACUGAAAAAGGGUAUAUCAGUAAAGGGAACCCAUAGAACUGUACUGACCAAACCGAGACGGGCAGCUCUGUUGACGAGAGUCCACUCACUCGAAUCAAAUCUUCUCUGAUGGUCGCCUUGUCUGGUGGAAAUGGUAAAAUACAAUGAACUGUUUCUCUAUCCAUCUUCGAUUUUACGUACUGAGACGUACAUGUAUUGUCGUAGUUCCAGGACUCAUCUUCUUCAUAACAUAUCUCUAAAGCAUUAUUAUGGAUAUGUAUUCAAGUUUGUUAUUUCCGGCAUUUCUGGUUCGUUCUGUUCUUCUUUUUCCCGCCGCCUUAUCUGUGUGGAUUUUGGGCGUGCUGGAAAUGGUUGUUGAGAUGGGAGGUUUGGUCCUCCAUUGUCGUAUUGAAAAUUGAAAACCCUCUAUUAAGACACCCAACAACUAUGGAAAGUUAGGAGUUGCGAAUUAAAAUCAAUAUAAAGUUGUUUAUACUCGUAAUUAUUAAUGGCAGUAGAGAUCUACUUAUUUUGACUGAUGGCGUUUUGCGUAAGCAAGUACCCUGUAAAUUUAUGAGGUCGAGCAUUCAUUAAAGGUCGAAAGCAGGUUUUGUGUGGGUUUGAUUAAUGGAGUUCACUGUCUAAGGUUUUGAACAAGUAUUUCUAUGUCUCGGGGCAGAUCUCCAGAUUCACCUGAUGAUUGGAAUAUGGGUUCUCGUUUUAGGUCUGGUAAAUCUAGUUGGCAGUUUCGAACUAAGUUCCAAAAUGAAAAAGUUCUUUCUCAGAAAAGGCCAAAUGAAAGUAUUGCUGGAAAAAGUGAACCUCCAAAGAAAAGAAGUUCUGGUUCAGAUGCCUGUAUGAACUCUUCUUCCAGUAGGCAUUCCUGGGAUGCCAUACUGCAAAAGAGAAGUAAUAAUAUUCAUGAAGGAAAACAUAAGCCCAAGGAAAAAGAGAAAGGAGGUAGUGAUGAGUGCAAAGGUAUGGCUAUGAACAGAGAUUCUGCUUCAGAUGACCCUGGGAAUUCAUGUCUGCAAAAGGAAACAGAUGCAGGCAUGAAGAAAGGUUCUCAUUCAAGCUGGCCUGCUUGGAACUCAUGUAUGCAAAAGGAAACAGAUGCAGGCAUGAAGAAAGGUUCUCAUUCAAGCUGGCCUGCUUGGAACUCAUGUCUGCAAAAGGAAACAGAUGCAGGCAUGAAGAAAGGUUCUCAUUCAAGCUGGCCUGCUUGGAACUCAUGUCUGCAAAAGGAAACUAAUUUUGCUGAUGAAGGAAACAACAACACUCAUGAGAGAAAAAGUUCUGCUUCUGAUGACUGCUGGAAUGCUCAUUCCAGUUGGCCAUCAUGGAAUUCCUGGUUGCAAAACGAUACAAAAGGUGAUAAAGGAAAAGAUGUGCCUGACAAAACAGGUUCCCACCAUUGGAACUCCUACUCCUGGCUGCAAAAGAGAGGUGGUGCAAAACAUUCUAAAGAUGUUUCCCCAAAAAGGGAUUCCAGAUCUGGAAAUCAUGUUGGAUCACAUUAUCAUAAGCCUCCUUGGAAAUCAAGAUCGACAAAGCGAAGUAAUUUUGAAGAGGAUCAAACAUCGUUUCAUAGAGGUCGCAAUUCUAGUAACAGGGAUGCUAGAUGGGUUUCUCCAGGAUCCAGAUCAUGGGCAAACACUAAUGCCAGAGAAUCCAACGGUAUUUCUUGGAAAAGUUCAAACUCUUCUGGUCAUUUGAAAGCUUCUUCACGUAGGCAUGUUUGGGGAUCUGAGUUUCACAUAAGAAAUAAUGCUGAAGGUUUAAAAAGCACUCUUGAAGAAAGCACGUCUAAAGUUAUUAACAGCCUAAAAAAGAAGGGCUUUAUGACGGAGGGUUGCUCGAAAAAAGAUAGACCUCACAAGAGGUCACAAAACUCAGCAGAUAUUGCAGGACAGCUUUCUAAAUGGCCUAAGUGGGAGGAUACAUCACACAAAGGAUCAUAUAAGGGCUAUUGCAUAGAUAGCCCUAACAAAUCCAGCAUAUGGGAUGGGAGCAAUGAAGAUGCAGCAGAUAUGAAGCCAGAAAAGUUGAUGCCAAACACAACUCAACAUUCUGGAUCUCCCAUCAGAGGUGCUUCUUGGAAAAAGAGAAGUGAUGAUGAGAAUUCUAUCUCCGAGUCUGCAGAAAUAGUUGAAACCAAACCUUGUCAUCUGGAAUCCCUGCAAGAGAGAGGUAAUAGUUAUGACAAAGCUAAAGAUGUACUAUUGCAAGGAAACAAUUCAAUUGCCACAGAUGAAUCUCGCUCUGAUUUGCCUUGUCAAAAUUCUGAUGUAGAAAAUAUAAACGAUAGGCAGGAAGUCACAAAUAGCUGUAGAAAAGAAGCAGACGAUUCAUUUGAUCUGCCUUCUAGGAAUUUGGAGGGGCAAGGAUUAAAACUUGUGGAAGAUUCUAGAGAUGUGCAUAACAAAGGGGUAAAUGUGGGCUUAGAUAGUUUCCCUUCAUUGAUCUCCUGCAGGGAAGAAACAAACAACCUGGAAAAAGGAAACAACAGACUCGAGGAAGUAGCCUUUGACAAAAAUGAUGGUGAGAGACUGUCUCUUGGUUCUUCGGAAUCCAAAACCCGGAUAGAUAGCAAUGAAGGAUCAAAAGAUGAUCUUCUAAAAGUAUCUACUUCUUGUUGGCCCUCAUGGAAGCUCAAUGAAAUUGACACUUCUGCCGAGAGGGCCAUCAACAUAGUUGAUGCUGCUGAGUUGCCUUCUAGUAGAACAUCUGCUGAAGUGGAAAUGGUGCACAGAGGGAAGGAACAAGUAAAGGAUGAAUUUGGCAAAAAUCGUCUAGACAGAACUGAGAGUGCUGAAUUAGAUUCAACUAAUCAAGUUCCAGAUAUUGAUGUUCUUACUUGUACUAAAGAUUUUAAUGCUAGUAGGCUACAGAACCAGGUUGGUGAUUCUGCUGAUGGCACUAAAUUACCUCACAAUGAACCUGUUUUGGAGUUGGGGGUUGAAAGUACGUUGUUGCUUGGUGAUACUGAUAGCACUACACUUCCGCCUAAUAAACCAUAUUUAGAAUCGGAGGUUUAUAAAAAUAAUAAGGAACACGCUGGAGAUAAUGUUGUUGGAAGGGCUGAAGUUCCCAUGGAUCAGUCAUCUAUAAAAGUUUCAGAAAUGGAAGUUGCUUGUUGUUCUAAAGAUUUUGGCGGUAAUAGGCUACAAAACCCGGUAGGUGAUUCUGCUUUCUCUCUUUCACCAUGCACUAAAUAUCCAAACCCCCCUACUUCCAGCUAUUCCACGUCUGUCUUGCCUAAACUUUCAGUGUGUGGUGAGAUGUAUGACAAUCAUCUCAACGUGUUACAUAGUAUUUCUGUGUGCCAUCAAAGUUGCCCUGCAAAAAAAAGCGUAUGGAAGGGAAGCUUUGAGGUGAUUGAUAUUGCUUCAGUUGUCAAAAUCUUUGAAGGAUUCACUGCUCAUCCAUCUUCUAAAGUUUGUCGUAAAGCUUACGAGUUCUCAAAAAAGAUGACAUCUACUUUGGAAUUUCUAGUGCACCCUCGAAGUAAAUACUGGCCAGUGAUAUUUGAGGAUUGUCCUGAUACAAAUGAUAUUGCUUUGUACUUUUAUCCAAAGAAUGAACAGGCCUUGCGCGGUUACACUUCACUGCUAAAGUUCAUUGACAGCAAGGAUUUGAUGCUCAGGAGUAAGAUGGGUCAUGUUGAGCUUCUGGUUUUUCCCUCGAGAUGGUUAAAUGUGAAAUGUCAAACCAUAAAGAACAGUUACUUUUUUUGGGGAGUUUUUCACAUCAAAACAAGGAAGUAAAUGAUGAAUGUUCGAGCCUGUUCUUCAUCUGUAGUGAAAAGCAUCUAUGGGUCAAGUUAUUCGAUGUGAUUAAACGCAAUGCUUAUUGCGACAAGAUUUGUUGACAUCCUAAGCAAAUAGUGAGCUAGUCCAUUUUUCUUUGUUUGCCAAUUAAGCCUUGGAUUUAUGAUUUGAUUAUUUUGAAAGC